UUCCGGAACUCUUUUCGGAGCUCCUCUCAGUGCGGGACACCAGCCAAGAUGUUCUUUGUAACGGGGAGAAAAGUUCCUGGUCCUGUUAAUGAGAAAAGGAGUAUCUAUCAGAGGUUCUUGGGCUAUGAGCUGAUGGACAAGAAGCGGACAGAGACGGCACUGAAGGCUGGAGAAGACAGAGCGAUACUGCUGGGUCUCAGCAUGGUCUUGUGCUCCAUCAUGAUGUACUUUGUGCUCUGCAUCACCAUGGUGCGCUCCUACUCUGACAGUGUGUGGACCGAGGAGAGCAUCUGCACUAUACUCAACUCCUCCCUGACAAUGGAGAUCAACUGCUCCUACAGCUGUGGUCCAGACUGCUGGAGAAGCUCCAAGUACCCCUGCCUGCAGGUCUACGUCAGCAUCAACGCCACCGGCCGCGUAGGACUGCUGUCCCACAAUGAGGAGACGCAAGACAUCAGUUCAGAGUGCUUCUAUGUCCCAAAGUGUCAGAAGGACCACGUGGCAGUUCAGGCCAUGAUGGUGAACAUCUCGGAGAAGCUGAAGGCUCAGCAGCAGGUCAGGUGUUUUUACGAUCCCGCCGAGCAGCAGAGCAGCAUCCUCCUGAGCCGACUCUACGGCACCAGCGCCAUCUUCCACUCCCUGUUCUGGCCUUCCUGCAUGCUGGCCGGAGGAAGCCUCAUCAUCUUCAUGGUCAAACUCACCCAGUACCUCUCCAUACUGUGCGAGCACAUCAGCAAGAUGCCCAAGGGACUCAACUCAACAUGCUGAGUCUGAUAAAUCCUCAGAGACUGGGAACUGGAACGGUGGAGUAGACAAGACAACCAGACCAGCCGUUAUUCCUCGACGAGGUUGUGGGUGUCCACAUGUGGGAGGUUCACAGGGAAGGAAAACACUUGCACAAGUGCUUAAAAAAGCAGCUAUUCAGAUUAACCUCAGUAUUAGUUAUGCUCCGUCUAUGAGACAAUCAUUUCUGACGUUACCAGCUAUAAGCUACAAUAAAUAGAGUAUAUAGUUUAUAGUCAAUCAUUUCUUACUGAGAGAACUAAACUAAACAUAGUGUCAAAUUAUCUACACUAUAUUGCCAAAAGUAUUUACCCACCCAUUAAAAAUGUCCUAAUAAAUGGUCAGUUUAGGAAAAUAGCGUGCAGAGGUGACCAACUUUUUACAGAAUCAAUUGCUACUGACCUCCAAGCUUUAUGUGGCCUUCAGAUUAGUUUCAUGGAAAGGGUUGGGUUUCUGGGUUUCUUUGGCGGUUGCCAGGAGAACAGUACUUGUCUGACUGCAUUGUGCCAGGUGUAAAGUUUGGUUGAGGGGGGAUAAUUAUGAUUAUUAUGUGGGGUUGUUUUUUCUUGUUAAUUCCAGUGAAAUAGCUCUUAAUGCUUCAGCAUAUCAAGAGAUUUUGGACAAUUUCAUGCUCCCAACUUUUGCGAGAACAGCUUAAAGAUGGCCCUUUCCUGUUCAAACAUGACUACUGCGCACUAGUGCACCAAGCGAGGACCGUACAGACAUGGAUGAGCAAGUUUGGUGUGGAAGAACUAGACUGAUCUCAAACCGAUAGAACACCUUUGGGAUGAAUUAGAGCAGAGACUGUGAGAAUGGUCAAAAAUUCCCAUAAACACAUUCCUAAACCUGGUGGAAAGCCUUCCCAGAACACUUGAAACCAUCAUAACGCUAAUGCUUUUGGCAAUAUAGCGUACUAAAAGUCUCUUUUAAAUGCUAUGUAACAUCCUGUAGAUUAGACUCCACAGAAUACCCUUAAAUCCAUGCAUGUGCCUACGCAAGACUGCCUGAAUGCUGCA
Messenger RNA from Astyanax mexicanus (Mexican tetra), 1799 nucleotides. It is a transcript of the gene kcnmb2a, whose product is annotated as potassium large conductance calcium-activated channel, subfamily M, beta member 2. The transcript is spliced from 4 exons. The record is from RefSeq and is a predicted model, not a curated record. Gene Ontology annotation, molecular function: calcium-activated potassium channel activity; potassium channel regulator activity. The coding region runs from base 49 to 768 and encodes 239 amino acids. Gene Ontology annotation, biological process: potassium ion transport; detection of calcium ion. Lineage: Eukaryota; Metazoa; Chordata; Actinopteri; Characiformes; Acestrorhamphidae. Gene Ontology annotation, cellular component: voltage-gated potassium channel complex; membrane.